Molecule: messenger RNA, 2766 nt
Organism: Labrus mixtus (cuckoo wrasse)
Lineage: Eukaryota; Metazoa; Chordata; Actinopteri; Labriformes; Labridae
Product: DEP domain-containing mTOR-interacting protein-like
Exons: 5
Coding region: 179-652 (157 amino acids)
Molecular function (GO): protein binding
Source: RefSeq, a predicted model, not a curated record
ACAGAGAGAUUUGACGGAGCUGCUGAUGGAGGAAACGUUUGGAGCUGUCGUCUUUAAAUCGGUCUGAUCCUCUUCUGUCCAUCUGUUUGUUAACGCCGUCUCUAUGAGCAGCGAGACGUCUUCCUCCUCUGGAUUCGUCCUCAGCAGAAUUUGUGUCUUUGGAUAAACUUGAGCAGAGAUGGGACCUCGGACAGCAGUGGCUCCGUCUAAGGAGGUGAAGCGUGGAGGUCAGGGAGGAGCCCGUCUGAGGAGCAGCAGUGACGGCAGCAUGUACAGCAGGCGAGGAGUCGGCCUAACAAACAACAACUCAUCGUCAUCCUCACCUGUGCUCUUCAACCCCAAAUCAGUGUUGAAGAGACCAGUGAGCACCGAGGAGCUGCAGAGACCCGGAGGACCGUACAUCAAGAAAACCUUUACAAUUGUGGCCGAUGCAGUCGGUUGGGGGUUUGUGGUGCGAGGGAACAUGCCGUGUCACAUCCAGGCGGUGGAGCCCUGCGGCCCAGCUGCUGCUGCUGGGAUGAAGGUUUGUCAGUUUGUGGUUUCGGUCAACGGGAUCAACGUUCUUCAUCUGGACUACCGGACCGUUAGCCACCUGAUCCUGACCGGACCGAAGACUGUGGUGAUGGAGGUGAUGGAGGAAACUGAAAACUGAGCGGUGGAAGAACCUCUGCUGGACGGGCACAGAAAAACUUUUAAGAAACGCUAACAGGUGCGAGUCCUGUCUGAGGUUUCCUGAACUAUAAACCCCAGAGAAGAACUCUGGAAGAGGAAACCUUUUCAGGAACUACAUGAGAAAGAUUCUGUUUCUACACGGCGGCCAUGUUUCUUUACAUUAAUAAUAUGGAAGAUAAAACUCAAGAUCAUCUUUUGUGCUGAAUGACGGUCACAUCCUCUGAGACAUUCGCUCCUUUAGACGAGUGGCCUCAGUAAGGACUCCAAUCUGACGGCCUUUAAAGUCGGACAUGACUCUCAGAACAGGACCGAUCCUGUGCACUCAAACUAUAAUGUUAUUGUUUGUGUAGACAGAAUAACGACUUCAAAUGCACAUUUUUAAUGUUCAAGUAUCCCUCAGUCUGAUUCCUCCACUCGAGGCCUGAUUGACAGAGGGAUAGCGGAGAUUUUGAACUUGCUAAACUCGUGCAAAUGAGACAAAAAAAACAUGUAAUCCACAAACCACACACGGAGGGUUAAACGCUCCCCAAACUGCGCUGCGGAGCAAACGGCAUCUCUGUGUUCUGAUUGUCCAGAUGUAAAUGAGCUAUUUUCCACUUUUGGGGCAAAAUUGUCCCUUUGCAAUGCUGAUGAGCAUCAUUGAAAAUGUCUAGUUCACAAGCACUUGCAGCCCUGCAGAGUUGGAGUAAAACCUCUACGGCCUGCUGAGAGUCGGUGGUAACUGUAAUAAUGCUAACAGUCACAUGCUAACUUUCUGGUGAACGUGACGAUUCGACCUCAGUGUGACUCUGUAUGCGGAAAUAAACUCUGCAAACACGCUUUGACGAGACGAUUAGUUUUUUAUUUAAAGGCUUCAUUUGGGUUGUCUGAGGCUCAACCCCGGCUACAGUCUGGGCCGCUCAGCAGGACAGGGAGGAGGGUCGUCUUUUUUUAUCAGUUGGCUUGAUUUACGAUCAAGCAUACGAUGUGACAUCUGAACUUCCCAACAAACCGAUAAAGAUGUCAACCCCCCUCUCAGAGCUCGGUCAGGAUGAAAGCUUCUCUCCACAAUCAGAUGAACACAAGAGCUAUGUGUAAGAAGAUCUGAAGCUUCAUGGGCGCUUUGCGCUUGAAUAUCAAUAAGACAAAAUGCUGUGAACUGGAUCUGAGAAAACAGACGAUGGAGCUCUUAGCAGACGGGAUCCAUUCUUAGUGAAAAUGAACAUUGUUCUAGUUUGGGGUGUAAAUAUGGCCUCGGCUUAAGUGAGAGGAAAAGGAAGAUUUCUGUUCCUGUACUGCGUCCGUCCUUCUCUUCAGUAAUGCAGCUACUCUCCUCAAAUGUUUGUUUUCACUUAUCUCUUAAACAAUCUUUCAGUUUCUGAUGAAGGCACUGUGUUCUUUGUGUCAACCUUUUUAUUUUAUUUAUUUAAAACUUCUUGUUUUUCUAUUUUAAAGGAGCAAUAUGUAACUCUGACACCUUGUGUUUAAAAUGGGUACUGCAGUCCAGAUUCUAAACAUUGUAGAGCGCUGUCUCCCCCCGCCCCCUCCUCUCUAGAGUCGAUGCUCACGUAGGUUGCCAUGUGGUGGACACUGAAGCUUCAGUGUUUAUCCAGCUCUGCAUCGGUCUGUAAACCUUUCUGUGUUCUAACCUCUCUCCAUUUUUCAAAAGCAUCUCCAAUAUUGAUCCUAGUUUGAGCACGUUUCUGCUCGUGGAGCUUAUUAGAAACAUGCAGAGACUUUUUAAGUCGGGUACAAUCACUUCUAUCUGAACCAGUUCUCUUGCCCGCUUCCAUCACUGCAACACCUGUUGGUUUGACAUGAUAACUGGUCUCAUAUUUGGCAAACCGAGGGGUGUCCAAAACGGCAGUGCCUUAAAACCGCCUACCUUCUCGAGCAUACAGGACCAGAAUCUAAAGUUAGAAGGAGGACAUACUGGCUGCUGCAUUGUUGUCAGAGAAGCCAGCACUUCAACAUAGCAUGUUUCAUUAAUGUCUGAUCAUAUAGUAAGGUCACUUCAUCAUUUCACUCACUACACAUUUUACUGAGUGGACCUUUAAGGGAUGUUUCCUUUCUCUGUAUAAAGCGAUCACAGACGGUGUAUUUAUCAGAAGCUUU